CACACAAAAACUCUCAAAAUUUUCCCACAAAACUCACACCUUUCACUAUAUCUCCUUUCUCCCAAACCCAACAAUUCUAGAGAGAGAAAAAAACAGAGUAAGAGAGAGAAAUUGCUACAUUUUCCAAAAUGGAGAUUCUCUCUGUUACUCUGUGCACAAUACUCCUCUUUCUCUCUGCUUUUUUCUCACUCCCAUUCCUGAAGAGAAUGAAGAAGAAAAAGGCCCAAAAAAUUGCUAGGCUUCCUCCUGGCUCCAUGGGGCUGCCAUGGAUUGGAGAAACUCUGCAACUCUACUCUCAAGACCCCAACAUUUUUUUCUCCGAAAAACAGAGAAGAUAUGGGGAAAUCUUUAAGACCAAUAUUUUGGGGUGUCCUUGCGUGAUGCUGGCCAGCGCCGCCGCGGCCCGGUUCGUUCUGGUGACUCACGCCAGCUUUUUCCGGCCGACGUACCCCAAAAGUAAGGAGACGAUGAUCGGCCCGGCGGCGCUCUUCUUCCACCAGGGAAAUUACCAUUCCCACCUCCGGAAGCUCGUCCAGAGCUCCCUUUCUCUUGAACGCCUCAGAAACCUUGUUCCCGACAUUGAAGCCGCCGCCAUUUCAGCCGCCGACUCCUGGGCCGCCGCCGGCCAGGUCAUCAACACCUACCUCCAAAUGAAAAAGUUUUCUUUCCAGGUGGGGAUUCUAGCAGUGUUUGGUCAACUGGAAAGUGAGUACAGCGAGAAGCUCAAACAAAAUUACUGCAUAUUGGACAAAGGCUACAACUCUUUUCCCACAAAACUUCCAGGAACCGCAUAUUCAAAAGCAUUAUCGGCGAGGAAGAGGCUGAGGAAGAUUCUGGGGGAGAUAAUUAUGGAGAGGAGAGAGAAGAGGGUAUCGGAGAGAGAUCUGGUGGGGCAUCUUCUGAGCUUCAGAGAUGAAAAAGGGGAGACUUUGUCGGAGGAUGAGAUCGCCGACAAUAUCAUCGGAGUUCUGUUCGCCGCCCAGGACACGACGGCGAGUGCGCUGACGUGGAUUCUCAAGUAUCUCCACGACAAUCACAAGCUCUUCCACGCUGUCAGGGCAGAGCAGAUGGAAAUUUAUAGAACAAAUUGUGAGGGGAGGAUUCCUCUGUCUUGGGCUCAGAUUAAGGACAUGCCCUUCACUCACAGGGUUGUAUUAGAGAGCUUGAGAAUGGCUAGCAUCAUAUCCUUCACUUUUAGGGAGGCAGUGGUUGAUGUGGAAUACAAAGGGUACCUUAUACCAAAGGGUUGGAAGGUGAUGCCCUUAUUCAGGAAUAUUCAUCACAACCCUGACUACUUCUCUGAUCCCCACAUUUUUGAUCCCUCUAGAUUUGAGGUAGCUCCAAAACCCAAUACGUUCAUGCCAUUUGGUAAUGGAGUACAUGCUUGUCCGGGGAACGAACUCGCUAAGUUAGAAAUCCUCAUCUUACUCCAUCACCUCGUUACUAAAUUUAGGUGGGAAGUUGUGGGAUCAGAAAACGGGGUUCAAUAUGGGCCAUUCCCAGUGCCAGUCAACGGGCUACCGGCCAGAUUUUCCAAACAAAUAACAGCCAACCAAUAGCCUUUUAUUUAUUUUUUUUCUAUACUUUUGUUUUGAAAUCUUCAACAUAUAUAUAUUUUAUAAAAUUAAUGCCCUUCUUCCACCUUCUUCACCAAAACCCUAAAACCCUAAUUAAAAGCCUCUAGUUUUUUUAUAUUAUUUCUUUUUUCCUUUUGCUUUUCAUCACAUGGGUCUUCUCUAUCAAUGCUUGUAUUGAUUUUAUUUCGAGUAUUGGAAAAGGAAGGGGGUUUCUAUUUGAUCUAUCGUCUGAUCUUUCUGGUGGGAGUACUCGUUGGCUCGGUAUUUAUUGCAUUCUCUGAACCGAAAGAUGUAUUGAAUGAAGCUAAUGAAA
Messenger RNA from Momordica charantia (bitter melon), 1890 nucleotides. It is a transcript of the gene CYP707A4, whose product is annotated as cytochrome P450, family 707, subfamily A, polypeptide 4. Gene Ontology annotation, biological process: sterol metabolic process. The record is from RefSeq and is a predicted model, not a curated record. Gene Ontology annotation, molecular function: (+)-abscisic acid 8'-hydroxylase activity; heme binding; iron ion binding. Lineage: Eukaryota; Viridiplantae; Streptophyta; Magnoliopsida; Cucurbitales; Cucurbitaceae.